AUGACACUUUCAGCGCCGUUCAGAGAUGCAUCCCUCUCUAAGUCUUCCACAUACUGGGUUCUUUCUCACUCUCGUCCACCAAACAACAUAUUGCAUCCCUUCAGGAUAUCAUCUCUGCUCCUCAUAAUCGACCUAUAUCACCAUCAAUACCAGGCUGUUGUCACUGAGAACAGAAAGCCAUGGACAGUGGGACAAAUCUCUGCCAAGGCAGGCAGCACUGCCCCAAAGACGAUCAAUGGCAGCUGUGUCAAACGACAGCUGGACAAUAUUCCUCGUGAUUGCACAUCCAUCAUCAUCUCCAAAAAGACACCCUCAAAGGAGGACUGGGUGCUCAUAGGAAGACAUCUGACCCGCAUUACAGAUCUCAAGCUGUCAUUCCAUUCUUCAUUCGAUUCCAAAGAAGAUUUGUGUGACAAUAUCCCUCCUCACUGGCCGCUGAAACGGCUGGCGCUAGUUGACAUAUCCGGUCAGGCAGUGAAUACACCCUUCAUUAUCCACGGACAAGUCAAGCAUCUGCUUCUGGCAUUCACCUUCGAGUUGAGGUUCGACAGCCCAACAAAUAAGGAGUUUCAUAAGAAAAACGCGGAAUUAUGUAAAAAAGAACCAGCGAUUACCCAGAUCUAUGGUCCUGAAGGAGUUCCUCUCCGCGAAAUGGGUCAGAAGUUUUUGGAGGCAAAGAUUGCGGAGGAACAGAAACAAGGUCUGGUAUCCAAUGGCAGUGACGCGUUACAGGCCCAUCAAUCGCCGAAGUUGGAGACACUGGAAAUUAUCGAGAAUGACGCACAUGAUGUCCUGAUUCGACUGUUGGCUUGUUCAAGGAAGAUGCUCACAUGCCUCACAACAUUCAACUUCUGCUCCACCAAUGGUUACGACUUUUACACCCACAGGACAGGCCUCAGGGAUGUUCUCUGUGUGCUCAGAAAGCUCAAAUCUCUGACACUCGUUCUGGGUUAUGAGUGUGAGAGACCAGAAGAUCUCACAAAACUAUAUACCAGACUUCCACAGAGCCUGGAGAAGCUGCACUUUCGAGGCCCGGUCUCGUUGGCAAAGAGUGAAUCGUGGCCAGAGUGGAUUCAGGCAUUCGGAGAUCCGAAAUUUCUCCCAAGGCUUUAG
Molecule: messenger RNA, 1113 nt
Organism: Rasamsonia emersonii CBS 393.64
Lineage: Eukaryota; Fungi; Ascomycota; Eurotiomycetes; Eurotiales; Trichocomaceae
Exons: 1
Coding region: 1-1113 (370 amino acids)
Source: RefSeq, a predicted model, not a curated record